This is a messenger RNA of Daphnia carinata, 1569 nucleotides long. Its product is annotated as allantoinase-like. Gene Ontology annotation, molecular function: zinc ion binding; cobalt ion binding; allantoinase activity. Gene Ontology annotation, biological process: allantoin catabolic process; purine nucleobase catabolic process. The coding region runs from base 91 to 1497 and encodes 468 amino acids. The transcript is spliced from 12 exons. Lineage: Eukaryota; Metazoa; Arthropoda; Branchiopoda; Diplostraca; Daphniidae. The record is from RefSeq and is a predicted model, not a curated record. Gene Ontology annotation, cellular component: cytoplasm.
GUUACAGGAUCCGACCACCAAUAGCAGUCGUAUGUUCUGUGUUGUUUUCAGUUAUUCGAUCCAUUUUCAGCUUAGAUUGCAUUUUAAAAAAUGGAGACCUCAAUUGUCAAAUCAGAUUCGAUUGUGGUUUUCAAAAGCCACAGAGUUGUACUGCCUGACGGCGUAGCUUCAGCGGCUGUUGUCACGAAAAACGGCCAGAUUGUUGCCGUAAAAGGAUAUGAUGACAGCAGGACUGCCCUAGGCAUUAAUGAUGAAUACCAUCCAAUCUCUGUAAUAGAUUUGGGGAACCUGGUCCUUUCUCCUGGUGUUGUGGAUUCUCAUGUUCAUGUAAAUGAACCUGGUAGGACUCACUGGGAAGGAUUCACUACUGCCACAAGAGCUGCUGCUGCUGGAGGUGUUACAACUAUUGUGGACAUGCCCUUGAAUUCCAUCCCUCCUACUACAACCAAAGAUAAUUUUGCUGAAAAAUUUACAGCUGCCUCUGGCAAUGUUUUUGUAGAUGUUGCAUUUUGGGGUGGCAUUAUACCUGGCAAUCAGGAUGAACUGCUUCCACUUUUGCGGGAGGGAGUGCGUGGCUUCAAAUGUUUUAUGUGUCCCAGUGGCGUUGAUGAAUUUCCCCAAGCAAAAGAAGAAGAUCUAGAAAUUGCUUUCCAGCGGCUUAAAAAUUCUUCAACAACAAUAUUAUUUCAUGCAGAGGUUGAAUGCUGUUCUGCCGUAAGCACGAACACUGAAGAAAUACCUAGUGUUUAUCAAGGUUUCUUGCAGUCUAGACCCGGUGUCAUGGAAGUGGAAGCCAUUCGUUUAGUUAUCGACUUGUGUAAACGAUACAGAGUUCAGAGUCACAUAGUGCAUCUUUCGUGUGCCGAGGCCAUUCCGCUUAUCGCCCAAGCCAAAAAAGACGGAGUACCCAUCACAGUGGAAACUUGUCCGCAUUACCUAACACUGUCGGCGGAAGAGGUUCCCGUCAAAGCAACGCAGUUUAAAUGCUGCCCGCCCAUUAGGGACAAGAGUAAUCAGGAUCUGUUGUGGUCUGGAUUGCUAGAUGGGACCAUCGAUUUGGUAGUUUCGGAUCACUCACCAGCACCACAAGACUUGAAAUGCGUCGACACUGGAGACUUUAUGAAAGCAUGGGGUGGCAUUUCAUCCUUACAGCUAGUGUUACCUCUUCUCUGGACUUUCGGACAUCCCAAAGGGUUAUCGUUGAUUGAUCUAUCUCGUUUCUUGAGCUACAAUACAGCUAAAUUAGCUCGCCUCCAUCAUCGCAAAGGAUCUAUUGCGGUGGGAAUGGAUGCAGAUUUCGUCAUCUGGAACCCCGACGAACAGAUUACAGUAACCCCUGAGAUGUUGCAUUUCCGACACAAACUGUCGCCAUAUUUGGGCAACGUGCUUAACGGCCGUGUCGUUAUGACUGUCCUAAGAGGUCAGAUCGUUUUCAACAAUGAUGCCUUCGUUUCGGAUAAACCUCAAGGAAUUCUACUGGCCGAACCGUUGGAAUGAGGUAGCAAUUAUAAUGACCACUUUCCAUUUAUUUUCAAAUUCCGUUGUUUUAGAAGUUUCUAGUUUUUUUUU